Molecule: messenger RNA, 1227 nt
Organism: Aspergillus nomiae NRRL 13137
Lineage: Eukaryota; Fungi; Ascomycota; Eurotiomycetes; Eurotiales; Aspergillaceae
Product: putative C6 finger domain protein
Exons: 2
Coding region: 1-1227 (408 amino acids)
Source: RefSeq, a predicted model, not a curated record
AUGAAAAACGCUGGAAAUUCAUGCACCAAACCAAAACGUCGAUCCAAAAAGACCAGCAACGAAACGCUCGGAGCCAACCCCAACCCCACAGAGAAGCUGCCCUGGUCCGAGCUUGCCAAAGCAUCGACGAACGGGUGGAGCCGAACCUACUUUCCUGCCCAGUUUGCCUCCUGUGGGAAGCGCGUCGAGGUCAACUGGAUCGAUUAUGCGAGACGUCCGCUCCUCACCGCACCCCAGGCGCUGGUCUGGGCGUACCGCGCGCUGGCGACCGUCUUCAUUGGUCGGAAGUAUAACGAUAUGAAUAAGGUUACCUGCAGUCGACAUAUGUAUAGUCGGGCAUUGAACUACCUGGCUAGCGUUAUACAGCAUCCGAAAUUUGCCACUACAGAGGAGGCUCUUGCGUCCGGUAUUCUGUUGACUAUGUAUGAGAUGGUGGAUGGCAUUACAGGAGCGUCGUGGCUGACGCAUACGCGGGGACUGGUAACGAUGAUCAAAAUGCGUGGGCAAGAGGUACAUCGAUCUGGGUUUGGAUUGACGUUGUUCAAAUCCUGUCGAGCGUUUCUGGUCGCCGAUGCAAUGAUCCGAGGGGAACACUGCUUCCUCGGCGAGCCAGAGUGGCGGGCGUUUCUGAGCGAGUUAGCCGACAUCGAAAGUGAGGCUGUCAACCGUAGUGAACUUGCACUCAUUGUUGAUCGGGCAUUCAUAGAGGUUGCCUGCUGUCCUGGAUGGAUAGUUGAGACGCAGACAGUGAUCAAAGCUGAUGACCCCGAGGCCAAGGCAAGGUUGGCGUGGGAAAUCGACUGCAGCCGCUACCGACUGGAUGAACUCCAGGCAGAACUGCAACGUGCGCUAGUUCAUCAACGCCAGGCCUCCAUUCUCGCCUGGCAGCAGUUCGUUGGUCCCAUUCCCUGGGACUUUGUCGACCCAUUCGCGCAGUCCUCGCUUUAUGGUAUGCGAUUGGGCAUUUCGCUGUUAACCCAAUUGAUCGUCUUGCUCAGAGCGGAUCUCCGUAGUCGUUACUAUCUUACCGAGCCGUGGGAGGAUGUUGAGAAGUUCGGUCUGCAGUCGCCGAAUCCGUGGAGUGGCUUGGAGGCGGAUGCACCGGAGUGGCAGGUUCGCUUCGAUCCUGACUAUCUCCGGGAUUCCUAUCAGAUUCAUCCCAGUGGGAAUGAGGAUUGGAUGGAUCGCAUUGUGAUGUCGAUGGGGAUGUUGGGGAUUCGGUCGUGA